GCUGGCCCUCCAGCUGUUUGUAGGCCUGGGAGUGAGGGUCCGCGGAAGGCAGUCCCGGCUGCCCGCCCGACGCUGCGGUCGCCGGCUCCGGCGGUCCGCGCACUCCCUCUGGGGCCGGCAGUCGGGUGGGCCGCUCCGGAGCGGCAGCCCGCGCUCCUGACUGACAGGCGCUGCUCCCCACAGCUCGCGCUCCCCGCCACGUCCCCGGUCUCGGCCGACGGUACUGCCUGGCUAGUGACCUUUCCGAGCCCGGCUCAAUGACGGCUCCCUGCCCCCGGCUGGCGCCGCUUCCUGAGCGCCGCGGACUCCGGCCGUUCCCGCUGCCGCCGCCGCUGUGGCUGCUACUGCUGCUGCUGGCGGCCGCCGGGCCGGCGCGCGGCUGGGAGAGCGGAGACCUGGAGUUGUUUGACUUGGUGGAGGAGGUGCAGCUCAACUUCUACCAGUUCCUCGGGGUACAGCAGGAUGCUUCAUCUGCAGACAUCAGAAAAGCAUAUCGUAAGCUUUCACUAACUUUACAUCCAGACAAGAAUAAAGAUGAAAAUGCAGAAACUCAAUUUAGACAAUUGGUGGCCAUUUACGAAGUUUUAAAGGAUGAUGAAAGAAGGCAGAGGUAUGAUGAUAUUCUGAUCAAUGGACUUCCAGAUUGGCGACAGCCUGUAUUCUACUACAGGCGGGUGAGAAAAAUGAGCAAUGCUGAGCUGGCAUUGCUCUUGUUCAUUAUUCUCACAGUGGGUCACUAUGCUGUGGUUUGGUCAAUCUACCUGGAAAAACAACUGGACAAACUGCUUAGUAGAAAAAGGAGAGAAAAGAAAAAAAAGACUGGCGGCAAGAAUGUGGAUGUAUUAAAACUUGGUGCUCCUGAAAAAAAUGAAAGAUUGCUGAUGAAGCCACAGUGGCAUGAUUUGCUUCCAUGUAAGCUGGGAAUUUGGUUUUGCCUUACCCUAAAAGCGUUGCCUCAUCUAAUUCAGGAUGCUGGGCAGUUUUAUGCUAAAUAUAAAGAAACGAGAUUGAAAGAAAAGGAAGAUGCACUGACUAAAACUGAACUUGAAAUACUUCAAAAACAGAAGAAAGUUAAAGUUAAAAAGCCAAAACCUGAAUUUCCUGUAUACACACCUUUAGAAAGUACCUAUAUUCAAUCUUAUGAUCAUGCAACUUCUAUAGAAGAAAUUGAGGAACAAAUGGAUGAUUGGCUGGAAAACAGGAACAGAACACAGAAAAAACAGGCACCCGAAUGGACAGAAGAGGACCUUAGCCAGCUGACAAGAAGUAUGGUUAAGUUCCCAGGAGGAACCCCAGGUCGAUGGGAAAAGAUUGCCCACGAAUUGGGUCGAUCUGUAACAGAUGUGACAACCAAAGCCAAGCAACUGAAGGAUUCAGUUACCUCCUCCCCAGGGAUGGUUCGACUCUCUGAACUCAAAUCCACAGUUCAGAAUUCCAGGCCCAUCAAGACAGCCACAGCCUUGCCAGAUGACAUCAUCACCCAGCGAGACGCUGCCCAGGGGGCCCAGGAGGAGGACGAGCAGGAGGAGGACCCAGCUGAGCAGGAGGCAGAGGUGGAAGAAGCCCAGCCUCGGAAGCGGAAGCCAGCCCGACCGCUGGACAAGGCCACAAGGGCGGAGUCUGAGGAGAAGGUCCGAGGGAAGAGGCAGAGGGAUUUUGAUUUGUCGGAGCAGAAUGAAUCCAGCGAUGAGGAGAGCCAGAAAAAAGACAGAAACGGUACAGCUGAGGAGCCGUGGACUCAGAAUCAGCAGAAGCUGCUGGAGCUGGCGUUACAGCAGUACCCCAAGGGGUCCUCAGAUCGCUGGGACAAAAUCGCCAAGUGUGUCCCGUCUAAGAGUAAGGAAGACUGUAUCGCUAGGUACAAGUUGCUGGUUGAACUGGUCCAAAAGAAAAAACAAGCUAAAAGCUGAAUAUUCUGGAAGAUGAUGUUCAUCUUCAUUUUCCAAAUGAGUAUUUUUAAAAUCUUAUGCAGAAAUAUGCAUUUUGUACCUCAGUGUUUUCUAUACGUCAUGUGCCUUAGUAAAAUUAAAUAAAUAAGCAAACAAACAAGUGGUGUGCUAUAUUGUUUAAAC
Molecule: messenger RNA, 2072 nt
Organism: Lepus europaeus (European hare)
Lineage: Eukaryota; Metazoa; Chordata; Mammalia; Lagomorpha; Leporidae
Gene: DNAJC1
Product: DnaJ heat shock protein family (Hsp40) member C1
Exons: 12
Coding region: 258-1910 (550 amino acids)
Cellular component (GO): endomembrane system
Source: RefSeq, a predicted model, not a curated record